CUCAUAUGCUCUGCAGACUGUAAUAAUAAAUCAUCUCGUCACCUAAUUAUUAAUUUCCAUUCAUUACUCAAUUAUCCAAAGAAAAGAAAAAAUAAUAAUGAGCAGCUUAACCAUGGUGGAAGCAAGUUUACCACCAGGGUUUAGGUUUCAUCCUCGAGAUGACGAACUUGUUUGUGAUUACUUAAUCAAUAAGUGGAAUGGAUGCGAUCACUCUUCUUUCCUUCUUCAACUUGAUCUCAAUAAGUGUGAGCCUUGGGAUAUUCCUGAAACAGUUUGUGUUGGAGGAAAAGAAUGGUACUUUUACAGCCAAAGAGAUAGGAAAUAUGCAACGGGGCUAAGAACAAAUCGAGCAACCGCCUCCGGUUACUGGAAAGCCACCGGAAAAGAUAGGCCGGUGCUUCGACGGAGCAGCUUGGUUGGAAUGAGAAAAACAUUGGUAUUUUACCAAGGGAGAGCUCCCAAAGGCAAUAAAACUAAUUGGGUUAUGCAUGAAUUUCGUGUUGAAGGACCUUUUUUUACCCCUCCAACAUUUUCUGGCUUGUCUAAGGAGGACUGGGUGCUAUGUAGGGUGUUCUUGAAGAAGAAAGAAUCAAGAUCAAUAAGUGAUCAAGCUGAAAAUGAUUCAACCAAUAAUUCAGUUGAAGAAACAAGCUCAUCUACUCUUAAUACUCUACCUCCUUUAUUGGAUUCUUACAUCACUUUUGACCAAACUCAAUCAAAUAUUUAUAAUAUUAACAAUAAUAAUAAUAAUAAUGAUAACAAUAAUAAUAAUAAUAAUAAUAAUAAUAAUAAUAAUAAUAAUAAUAAUAAUCAAGUGCAAGUGCCCUGCUUCUCCAUGAGGUCAUCAUCAGACAACUACAAUUACCCCAUAAUAAUGCAGCAAUUUCAUCUAAAUAAUGAUUCAGCCAAUAAUAAUAAUAAUAAUAAUAAUAAUAAUAAUAAUAAUAAUAUAAACCCAGGUGCUUUAUCAUGUGAUAAAAAGGUGGUUGAAGCUUUCCUAACACACCUUACUAAGAUGGAACCAUCCCUUCCUUCCCCAACCCUAAAUGCUACUCCUUAUGCUGCUUUACCCACUCACAUGUGGAAUCAUUAUUAGCUUCUUAUUAUUAGGAUGUAAUACUUUGCUACUUGGCUUUACAUGUACACUCUAGUUUUCCAUGACUUUUUAUAUGUAUGUUAUGUUCUUUAAAGAUUUAAGUAUAUUGUAAUUGAUAAAUCAAACUUUUUAAAGUGAAUUCAUGCUAUUUUGGAAUACUAUUAGUCUUUACCGUUAUAAUAUAUAUAAUAUAUCAUGGGUCCUUAAUCAUUAACUUGAGAUUUUGGCUGAAUUGGUUUCUUAACAUGGUAUCAGAGUUCAUGACAUUUACCACCUAUCAUUACUUUGAAUAUUAAUGAUUUAUUCAUAGAAUACUUUGUAA
This is a messenger RNA of Amaranthus tricolor (Joseph's coat), 1418 nucleotides long. Its product is annotated as NAC domain-containing protein 21/22-like. Bases 98 to 1096 code for a protein of 332 amino acids. Gene Ontology annotation, molecular function: DNA binding. The transcript has 3 exons. Gene Ontology annotation, biological process: regulation of DNA-templated transcription. The record is from RefSeq and is a predicted model, not a curated record. NCBI's taxonomy places the organism in Eukaryota, Viridiplantae, Streptophyta, Magnoliopsida, Caryophyllales, Amaranthaceae.